GUCUCCACCUUCCAUCCUUACACUCCAUUUCAUUAUAUCUAUCUCUGCACGCAGCAACAAUGGUUCUGUCUAAGACCGCGUCGGAGUCUGAUGAGUCCAUUUACUCGACUUUUGCUUCCAGAUAUGUCCGAACACCACUUCCGAGGUUCAAGAUGCCGGAGAACGCAAUCCCGAAGGAAGCAGCCUAUCAGAUCAUAAACGAUGAGCUGAUGCUGGAUGGGAAUCCUAGGCUCAACCUCGCCUCCUUCGUCACCACCUGGAUGGAGCCCGAAUGCGACAAGCUCAUCAUGGCUGCCAUUAACAAGAACUACGUCGACAUGGACGAGUAUCCGGUUACCACCGAGUUGCAGAAUCGCUGCGUAAACAUGAUUGCACAUCUGUUUAACGCGCCACUGGGAGAAUCUGAGGCAGCAAUCGGAGUGGGGACGGUGGGGUCAUCGGAGGCCAUCAUGCUGGCCGGAUUGGCAUUCAAGAGGAGGUGGCAGAACAAGAGAAAGGCUGAGGGGAAGCCUUACGACAAGCCCAACAUUGUCACUGGGGCCAACGUUCAGGUGUGCUGGGAGAAAUUCGCAAGGUACUUUGAAGUGGAGCUCAAGGAAGUGAAAUUAAGAGAUGGCUACUACGUGAUGGACCCGGUGAAAGCCGUUGAAAUGGUGGAUGAGAACACCAUCUGUGUUGCUGCCAUCCUGGGUUCCACCCUCAACGGAGAAUUUGAAGAUGUAAAGCUCUUGAAUGAUCUCUUGAAGAAGAAGAACAGGAAAACAGGGUGGGAUACGGCCAUUCAUGUGGAUGCCGCCAGCGGUGGCUUCGUUGCACCGUUUCUGUAUCCGGAGUUGGAGUGGGAUUUCCGGUUGCCAUUGGUGAAGAGUAUUAAUGUCAGUGGGCACAAGUAUGGACUGGUAUAUGCCGGCAUUGGUUGGGUGAUUUGGAGAAGCAAAGACGAUUUGCCUGAAGAGCUGAUUUUCCACAUCAAUUAUCUUGGGGCUGAUCAGCCAACCUUCACCCUAAACUUCUCCAAAGGUUCCAGCCAAGUCAUUGCCCAGUACUACCAGCUCAUUCGCUUGGGUUACGAGGGCUACCGGAGUGUGAUGGAGAAUUGCCGGGAGAAUAUGGUGGUGUUGAAAAAAGGGCUGGAGGCAACUGGCCGCUUUAACAUCAUCUCAAAGGACAAUGGAGUGCCCCUGGUGGCCUUUUCUCUUAAGGACAAUAGCAGGCACGAUGAGUUUGAGGUGUCAGAGACACUGCGUCGGUUUGGGUGGAUUGUGCCAGCAUACACCAUGCCGCCGGAUGCCCAGCAUGUGACGGUUCUCCGUGUGGUCAUAAGAGAGGACUUCUCCCGAACACUUGCUGAGCGCCUUGUUAUGGACAUUGUGAGGGUCUUGCAGGAGCUUGAUAACCUACCUGCCAAGGUCAAGGCUAAAAUAUCCAGUGAAGAGAAUGAAAAGACAAGGAAGAAAUUGAGGGAAAUCACCAUGGCCUGGAGGAAGUUUGUGACAGAUAGGAAGAUGAAUGGGGUUUGCUAAUUCCUACAAUAUAAUAACUACAGACAAAACUU
Rubroshorea leprosula is the source of this 1555-nucleotide messenger RNA. The record is from the annotation of a GenBank genome assembly. NCBI's taxonomy places the organism in Eukaryota, Viridiplantae, Streptophyta, Magnoliopsida, Malvales, Dipterocarpaceae.